AUGGAGACUAUGAUUAAAAGUUAUAUUAAAAAAGGUAAAGAUGCAGUAUUGAAUACACCAGAAAUUGAAAGAAAGGUUAGAGAUGCAACAUCAAAUGAUAAAUGGGGCCCAUCAGGUACUCAAAUGCAAGAAAUUUCAAGAGCAUCAUACAAUUAUGAAUGUUUCCCAAUUAUUAUGGGUGUAAUUUGGAAACGUAUUAAUGAUCCAGGCAAGUUUUGGAGACAUGUUUAUAAAUCACUUCUUCUUAUCGAUUAUUUAGUUAGAAAUGGUUCUCCACAAGUAAUUAGAGAUUGUAGACAUCAUACUAUGGAAAUUAAAACAUUGGUUGAGUUCCAAUACAUUGAAGAAGAAAAAGAUGUUGGUUUAAGUGUUCGUGAAAGAGCAAAACAAGUUAUUGAUUUAUUACAAGAUGAUCAAAGAAUUAAAGAGGAAAGGGAUAAAGCAAAGACUAACCAAAAUAAAUAUGUUGGUAUUGGUAAUGAUAGCAGAGACUUUGGUUAUGGAGGUGGCUCAUAUGGUGGUGGUGGUUAUGAUUCAGAUUCAUAUGGUAGUAAUCAAAGAGAUUCAUAUGGUGGUAAUCAAAGAGAUUCAUAUGGUGGUAACCAAAGAGAUUCAUAUGGUGGUAACCAAAGAGAAACAACCAGAAGAGACUCUUUCAAUGGUAGAGAUGAAGGUUAUGGUAAUAAUAAUAAUAAUAAUAAUAAUAAUUCAUAUGAUUCGGAUCCAUAUAGUAAUACUAGAGCAGAAUAUGAAAAUUAUAGUAAUAGAGCAGAAACAAGAAGAAAUAAUGAAUUUGGAGAUGAUAGCAAUAAUAGUUAUAAUAAUAACAACAAUUUUAAUAACAACAAUAAUAAUAAUAAUAGUUAUAAUAAUAGUAAUAAUAGCAAUAAUAGCAAUAAUAAUAAUAAUAAUAAUAACUACAAUAACAGUAAUAAUAAUAGUAAUAAUAUCCAAAAUAAUCCAAAUGCAGCAUCUGGCGGAAGAAGUAGACCAAGAGCAGCAAGUGGAAGUGGACCUUCACCAGCAACACCAAAUUUCCAAUCAUCCCAACAACAACAACAACCAACUUUAAUCGAUUUUUCAGAACCAACUCCAGCUAAUAAACCAAUGGUAUUUGACCCAUUAGCAGAUCUUGCAAGUGGUAUGAAUAAUACAAAUAAUAACAACAACAAUAAUAAUAAUAAUAGUAAUAGCUUUGGUGGAUUCCAAUCUGUAAAUAAUAAUCAAAAUUCAUUCAAUUUCAAUAAUAAUAAUCAACAACAACAACAACAAAAUAAUUUCCUUCAACUUACACAAAGUAAUCCACAACAAAGUAACAACAACAAUAAUAAUAAUAAUUUCUUUAAUCAACAACCACAACAAGCUCAACAAUUUGGUCAAUUCCAAAAUUCUUCAAUGAAUAAAGAUCCAUUCGCAAAAGAUGAGUUUGGAGAUUUUGCAGGUGCAAAUGGAAAUGCCGAUUUUAAUCCAUUCGAUCAACAAUCUGGAGAUUUUUCAAAUAAAAACGAUGGCCAACAAAAACCAAAAGAUACCAACGAUCCAUGGAGUAAAAAGGAUUUGUUUGAUUUAUCAAAUCUUGGUAAUCAAAACCCAAACCAAUCACCAGUUAACAAUACAAACAACAACAACAAUGGUAACACUAGAUCUCAACCAGCACGUGUCGCAAAUGGCCCAAUUACUUCGGCAGGUUCAACCAUUCCAACAAUGAGACCACAACCAAUGAUGAAUCAAGGUUUCAAUGGAGGAAUGAUGAAUCAAGGUAUGGGUGGUUUCAAUCAAGGUGGUGGUAUGAAUAAUAUGAAUGGUAUGAAUCAAGGUGGUAUGAAUAAUAUGAAUGGAAUGAAUCAAGGUGGUAUGAACCAAGGUGGUAUGGGUGGUUUCAAUCAAGGUGGUAUGAAUAAUAUGGGUGGUAUGAAUCAAGGUGGUAUGAAUAAUAUGGGUGGUAUGAAUAAUAUGGGUGGUAUGAAUAGCAUGAACGGUAUGAAUCAAGGUGGCAUGGGAUUCAAUCAAAGUGGUGCGAAUAGAAAUACUAAUAGCAUGGGAUCUGCUGGAAGAUUUUGA
Molecule: messenger RNA, 2061 nt
Organism: Dictyostelium discoideum AX4
Lineage: Eukaryota; Evosea; Eumycetozoa; Dictyosteliales; Dictyosteliaceae
Gene: epnA
Exons: 5
Coding region: 1-2061 (686 amino acids)
Cellular component (GO): cytoplasm; clathrin-coated pit; endomembrane system
Source: RefSeq, a predicted model, not a curated record